Molecule: messenger RNA, 4869 nt
Organism: Drosophila gunungcola (fruit fly)
Lineage: Eukaryota; Metazoa; Arthropoda; Insecta; Diptera; Drosophilidae
Gene: cv-d
Exons: 15
Coding region: 365-4786 (1473 amino acids)
Biological process (GO): lipid transport
Molecular function (GO): lipid carrier activity
Source: RefSeq, a predicted model, not a curated record
CAGCAGUGAUGCUUAUCGGCGGAACCUCCAGCAAGGCCAGCGAUCCGGCUGGUAGGUCCGCUCGCAGCUUCAGUCCGAGUUUGGAUCGCGAACCGAAAAGACGUCGAGCUGUGCUACGGGAAUUAGACGCGUUGGCGAUAAAGCAGGAAAAGCGGCGGCAUUUUUUGAAACAUAUCAGAUAAUACACAGUGGCGUUUUGUAUAUAUAAUAUAUAUAUAUAUAUACAUAUAUAGUUUUAUAUUAACAUAUAUAAAUACUGCCUAACGUUACGGCCGAGAUACUGUGGCCGGGCAGAGUGAACCGUCGGAAAACCGGAAAACUGUGAGAAAACGCGUACCUCGACCUCGGAAGGAAGCAGCAGGCCAUGAGGCGACUCAAGUGCUCCGUGUUCGUGUAUCUCUUCCUGAUCUUCGACGCCGGCCAUGCAUUCAGCAUCAUUGGCCACCACAAACAGAUGCUCUACGAGUACGUGGGCAACAUCCUCGUGGGCGCCAAGGCCCUGGACGAGGGUCACCCGGCGCCGCCCACCACCGGAUGGACAGUGCGGGGCAAGCUGACGCUCCAGCGGCAGAGCGAACUGGUCAUGGCUGCGGCGCUGGUCAUCGACGACGUAACGCUGAACAACUCCGGCGAGAAGUUCCUCCAGAACAAGGAGAUGUACCCGCCCUACAAGCCCUUCAAGAUCGCCCUCACCCCGGACGGCGCCAUCACGCAUGUGGUCUUCAAGGAGGGCGAUCCCAUAUGGAGCAUGAACUUCAAGCGGGCCAUCGCCUCGGUACUGCAGUUCCAGAUGAAGUCCAGCGGGGCCUUCGUCGUGGAUGAGCUGGGUAUCCACGGCACCUGCCGCACGGAGUACUUCGUGUCCAACCGGACCAACUACAUCUCCAUCCGCAAGACGCCGGAGCUGAAGACCUGCAAGCCCUACUCGGAGGCGGUGCACAUCACCCGGAGCAACGUGCCGCCGAACACGUGUGAGUUCGACCACCAGAAGAGUGUGAUCAUCGGCAACGAGGCCAUUUACGGAAUGCUACCGCACAACGAGACGGGCUACUUCCUGAGCAUGGCCCACGCCAAGGGCACCACCCUGAUCCACACGUUCGAGUCCACGGGGGAGGCGCAGUUCAUCAACUCGGAGCUUAUGCUGAACUUCAUCAACGAGUCGCCCAUCGACAACGCCAUCGACAUUGAGACCUCAAUGGCGGCCGAACCGUCCAACCUGGAGCUUCAGCCGCUGGAUCCAAACGAUCCGACUGGCGGACGAAAUCCCCAGCAGCAGGAGACGCUGAUUGCCCAGGCGGGCACACUCCUGGACAGCUUGGCCGAGGGCCUCGAGACCACGGAGUUUAAGUUCUCCGAACCCUAUGACUCCACGCUUUCCGAUGUGAUCAAGCUCCUCAGCGAGAUGGACUUCGAUUCGCUGACAAAACUCUACCGCGAGGUGGACAUCGGCACCUCGUACCGCCAGGAGACCAUACGCAACAUCUUCCACGAAAUCAUUCCCCGCAUUGGCACCAAAGCCUCCGUGUUCCUCACCCAUCAUCUGGUGAUAAACAAGUUGACCAAGCCGCAAGUUGCCGUGCAACUGCUCAUACCCAUGCCCUUCCACAUCUUUGAGCUCUCGGCUGAACUGCUGGAAAAGUGCAAUGACUUCUUUAACAUCGGACCUGGUCGCCCAGAUGUGCGGCAGGCGGCGAUUCUAAGCUUUGCUACGCUCAUCCACAAUGUCUAUGUGGCCAAGGGCAUUGACAAGGACAAGUUCGAGGAAUAUGUGCAGAAGUACUUUAACGCCUAUCUAAGCGACCGCGACUUCGACCAGAAGAUGCUAUACUUGCAGGGCCUGAACAACUUGCAGCUGGGAAACGUGGCCAACUAUCUGGAGCCCAUCGUUCAGGAUCCCAACGAGAACGAGGACCUUAAGUUCCAGGCUGCCUGGACCACUCUGGCCCUGUCAGAUAAGCGUGCGGAGCGCAUCUACGAGGUCUACUGGCCGAUCUUCGAGUCGCGCAACGCCAGCCUGGAGCUGCGAGUGGCCGCGGUUACGCUGCUCUUGAUAUCGAACCCCACGGCUGCCCGCCUGAUCAGCAUCCAUCGCAUCAUCCAGAGCGAAACGGACCCGCAUAUGAUCAACUACUACAGGACGACGGUGACGAGCAUUUCGGAGACCACGUAUCCCUGCUACCAGCACCUACGCCGUCUGCUGUCCUAUAUGCAUCGCCAUCUGCCCCAGAAGCCGGAGUCACGCUACUGGGUCACUGGCAACUACAUCUUCGACUAUCGCGACUCCAAGUUCGGAAUCGGAGCCAUGCUGCAGGUCUUCCUUGUGGGCGAUCCCAAGUCGGACAUGCCAGUGGUGGCCUUCUUCAAGUUCGACACCGAGGCUCUGGGAAAGUUCACGGGUCAACUGGCGCUGUACAUCAAGGCGCGUGGCCUGCCAGACACCAUCCUGAACAAGAUGCAAUCGCGCAAUGGCAGCGAUCCGUUCACCUUCAAGAGCAUCAAGGCGCUGUUGGCCAUGCUGCAGGCUCCGAUCAUCAGCUCGAAGGACCUGCACCUGGAGUUCAUUCUGCAGAUGGAGGGCAAGACGGUGCUGUCCUACUACCUCAACCAGCGGAUGUUCCGGCAGCUGACCUACGACAACAUUCUGGAGCGAAUGCAGCAGAUUAUCCGGACGGACAGCCACAUCAACAUGCAAACGGUGCGCUGGCCGUUCAUGAACCGCUACUCCGUGCCCACCGUGCUGGGCACCUCCUCCGACGUGCUGCUGCAGACCACCGUGCUGACCUCGCUGCGGGGCAACAUUACGGAGCAGCGCAGUCCGCCGAUAACGAAGCACACGCUGGAGAUCGACGCCCGGUACUCGUCGUACGCCUCGGUGCGCAGCCGCAGCUACAAUCCGUUCCUGAACCUGGACCACGAGAUCAACCGGGAGCAGGGCUUCCUCAUCUACAUCCCCUUCAGCAGCGAGCUGCAUCUGAACGAGAGCGGCAGCAAGUGCCGGCGCUACUCCUUCUCCCGGCCCCAGAACCUGACCAGUGGCCUGUCCUUCAAGUCGCGGGCGGUGACCAAGACCAGGGGACUGAUCACCAAGACGGCCACGGUGCCCUUCGAGGAGAUCAUGCUGCCCGAGAGUCGAAACGACGUGGUCCAACUCUUUAGCUACACAAUGCCGGAUCUGGGCGUACGUCUGGGCAUGAGCACGAAUCUUCACGAGCUUAUCAAGUACAGAGGGAUGCUGCUCAAGUCCGAGUUCACAGAAAAUGGCUUUUCCGGCAACAUGGUGGUUAGCGCCCUAAUGUAUAUAUUCGGAUUCACCCAGCUUAGCUCAAUUCACCUGGGCCACGAUCGAAACUUUACCAUGCUGAUGUACAACGAAAAGGCCACGAGAAUUGAGGGCAACUUUUGUGCCGAGGAUGUGUUGAAGACUUCAGAUCUGAAGGGCAAGCAAAUUGGUCUAACGCUGGAGCACACAGAUCACUUGGAUGCUGGGGAUGGGACACACCAGGUGGACGCUCUCCAUCGGUGGAACAUCACCCUAGAUGUGCAGGCUUCGACCAAGUCCAACUGGUUCAAGUUAAUUGGUCAAAUUCAGCGCAAUUCUAAGGAUGACGAGGAGGACUGGAAGGCCUGCACCAAGUUGACCUAUGAACCGUUGGUGUUCACCAAACGACCCCACACCCUGAACGGCAAUGUGGUAUUCGGCCUGGCCACGGAGGAGAGCGACUGCCCGGAGAAGGGCUCUACGGUGCAGUUUGCAGCCAGAGCUGGUCCCUCGGAGCACGCCCGUGCCUUCCUGCGCUCCGACAAGAUCUCGCUGACGGACACCGACUUGUGUCCCAAGGAAGUGCUCAAGUUCUCGCCCAUUCCCACGUCCAAGUAUUGCAAGCGCAGCAACUUUGAGAAUUUCACAUCGAUCACACAGUAUGACAUGGACCUGAAGUUCAAUAACAUGCCCGCCUGGUUCGAGCUGUGGUCCAACCGACUGGACCACCUGGUCUCCGCCUUGUCCGCCGACAAGGUGGACAGUCUGCAUAUGAGCCAGGAGAUCAACAUCUCCAUGCACACACCGCAGGACCAAUUCAGGCUGGCGGUGGAAGUGAACGGAGCCAAGUGGCGCUUCCACCAGAUCCCCUUCUUGUACAAACUGGACUCCAAGUUCGACGCCUCCCACGAGCUUAGCUAUGAUGCGGGCCUCAAACGAUCCUGCUCGGUAAUCAAUGGCAUGAUCAACACCUUCGACGACUACUUAAUCAAUCUCAGAGAGAUGGCGGUGCGUGCCGAUUGCCUCACCCUCCUGGUGGCCGACUGUUCGCCGCUGCCGCAGAUGGCCGUCUUUGUUACGCCAUCGCCUGUCCAAGGAGAAGGCAGCAACUACGGAUUACGCGUCCAUAUCGGGCAGAACUACUUCAACUUCCACUCCCGCACGGACAACAGAAGCCAGCCUGCGGACGAGCCGGUGUUUAUAUAUCUAAACCAGGACCAGGUGCCGCACGAUGUGCGCCAGAAGCCGUAUCAGUGGCCCCUCGAGACUAGCGACUACGAUUUCCGUGUGGAGCUGAACGAGCAAAACAUUCUUAUUGUGGAGUGCACACAGCUGGUUUCCACCAUCCAAUUCGACCUGUACAACAUCCUAAACUUCGAGAUCUACGGCGUGUAUAAGCACCAGAUGUGUGGUCUGUGCAGCAAGCCUCUCAAUCUCAUGCAGAACUAUACGAUUUGCGAGGCGGAAGCCAGCACUCCAACGCCCGCUCCCUUGCAGAAUUCCUCCAAUGUAGUUGUAGUCGCAUAAGCAUAAUGUGUGAGUUUAAUCUAAAAUAAAAAAGAAAUGGAGCCCAGCAGAGGGAGAACAUGCAAAUCCCAGGGCUUGUACAA